ACCACAGUCAGCACACGUUGUGUUAGCCGUGUACAUUCACCAGUAGAGACAAUCACGAGGGCGUGUAAACAAUUCAUUAAUUUACCAUUAAAGUUAGUGUAUUAGUUGUAUUUGUCUCUAUCAUAUGGAGAUACUCGGAAGCGCGUUUGACGACUCGGUGUUUCUGGAGGCGAAGGAACGAGUUUGUGAGUCUUUGUCUUCAUACGACGCCAAACUGUGCGAACCACAGUGGUUUUGUGACAGUGCUGCGCUCAAUACAGAUGAUUCCCUGGAGAAGCAGAAAGUUUAUAAAUUCAGAGGUGACCUUGCUGUGAGACAGGGAAACUAUCAGGAAGCCUUAGAAGCGUACAGCUGCUGCCUGGAGUGGGUCCCUGACAACAACCUCACCAUCAGAAGAGAUGUACUGGAGGGAAUGGCCCGAUGCUGCACCAAACUGGGACAGAGAGACCAGGCGCUGGACUUUGUUGAAUCACUUAGCAAGGAAACCUCCAACACCAGUCACCUGACCAGCCUCCUCCUGCUCAAGGUCAGCAUCCACCAACAUUUUGGAGCCGUCCGAUCACAGAUGUGGUCUCUCCAGCAGCUGUGCAGUCUGCUGCCUUUCAACCCCUGGCACUGGUUCAGCCUGGGCCAUAUGUGUUUACGGCUGCUGGAGAACACAACAACCACCAGCACCACAGAAGAGCAGAAUGAUGGAGAGACUGAGGAGCAACAGGAGGAGACAGCAGGGCUGCAGGAGGACAGACUGCGACUCAAAGCUUGCGCUAGUUUCAUCAGGACGAGACUCCUGUUGAGAAUCCUUCAGCAGCAGCAGUUCUCCUUUGUGUUGCAGCGCAGUGAAAACGCUCUACAGACAAUAGAUGUGGCGCUACAGCGGCUAAAUCCAAAAGAGUCAACACUUCAGACUCUCACUGAGGUGAUGUCCGAGGACCUGACCGCAGAGAAGAUGAGGGAGGACUUCCAGGAUGGGGAGAGUCUGUCCACUGUGUGUGUGCAGAGCUUCAGAGAACGCUGGUGGAGUAAGAUCUUGCUGACCGUCACGUUAGAGGCAGAUGGAGCUCAGAAAGACUGACACAACAAUGUCCUCCUGAUACUGAAGGUGUCAGACAGGAGGUUGAAGAAAGUCUCAGCUACUGUAUGGAUCCAAUCUAAAUGAAGUGAAGUCAAGAUCUUUGAUUGUUUUAAGUCUGAACACAACAUCUCGACAGUUAAAUGUAAAAAAAAAUGACACUUAAAAUGUUACAGAAUUCCUUAUGACUUGAAUUUCACAUGGAGAUUCUUAUGUACCAAACAGCCCACAUGUGCAAUGACGUUUCAUCCACUUCAUGCUGUGUAAAGUAUAACCUGGUUUUAAAUGGGGAACAAAUAUUGAGAGAUUUUAUAUAUAUUUUUGAAAUGUCACUGAUGCGUGAACAUGCUCAUUAAAUGUAUAAAUGCUA
Solea senegalensis (Senegalese sole) is the source of this 1439-nucleotide messenger RNA. RefSeq lists its product as uncharacterized. The coding region runs from base 125 to 1072 and encodes 315 amino acids. The transcript has 8 exons. Gene Ontology annotation, molecular function: protein binding. The record is from RefSeq and is a predicted model, not a curated record. NCBI's taxonomy places the organism in Eukaryota, Metazoa, Chordata, Actinopteri, Pleuronectiformes, Soleidae.